CACACUACUCGUCUCAAAUUUAUAUAUAUUCACCAAAUCUCAUCAUCGUCAACUACAACCAACUCCCAGCUCCUCUCCAUCUCAAUAAUCAACCAAGGUUUUUGCCGGUGCUUCACCCAAUCCAAUCCCCGCCGGCCGGUCAUCAUGGCCACCGUCAACGAUCAUCACCUUACAGCUUCACCAAGCUCCAAAUCCACCGCGAAGAAAACCUUUCUCGGUCUCGACAUUGGCGCUCACGAGUUCUACUCGGCUGAGAUGUGGAAGGCUUUAGCGACGGAGCUCGUGGGCUCCACGCUCAUCCUCCUGUCCCUCGCCACCGCCGCCGUCGGCUGCUCGGAAGCCCAACACUCCGAUCCGAAGCUCACCAUCCCGCUCUUCGUCUUCGUCAUAGCCUUCCUCUUCCUCUACGUCACAAUCCCGAUCUCCGGCGGCUUCCUCAACCCGACUUUCGCCACCAUCGCCGCGCUCAAGGGCGUCGUGACGAUCACGCGCGGCCUCUGCUGCGUGGUCGCCGAGUGUCUGGGCGCUCUGUUGACUUCCGUCCUCCUCCGUUUGACCAUGGCCCACCCGCUGGCCCAGAAGUACUCGCUGGCCGGGUGCGUGAUAAACGACGCCGUUUCGAACUCUGGCGUUGGGCAAGGAACGGCGUUAGUUGUUGAGUUCACGUCCGCGUUUCUUGUUCUUUUCACGGCCGUGACGGUGGCGUUCGACCGGGUUCGGGCCAAGGAGAUCGGGUUGGCGGGCGUGGCGGCUCUGAUCGCGACGGCGUAUGCGCUGGCGUCUUUCGUGGGUAUUACCGUGACCGGGCGGGCUGGGUACGGCGGAGCGGGCCUGAAUCCGGCCCGGUGUAUGGCUGCUGCUGUUGUGUACGGAGGCCCGUUGUGGGAUGGGCUCUGGGUUUUCUGGGUCGGGCCGAUGUUGGCUUGUUUUGUUUAUUGGGCUUUCAGUCUGACCUUCGCCCAAGAAAGAAUGGUUGUCACGAAGGAAGUUGAAGAGCCAUGUGUGUAACGAUUUCGAUUUGGUAUUUGGGUCAAUGAAUAGGUGUAAUGAUUUAGUAUGUACUGGAUUAUAUAGGAUCAAAUCGAAUUAAAUAUAAUUAGCUUUCAACCAGGCUAUUGGUUAGGAUACUUUAUUGAUUAUAUCAAUAAUAAUCACAGUAUUUAUCAAAAAAUAAUAAUAAUCACAGUUAUAUUAAAAAAAAA
Messenger RNA from Linum tenue, 1202 nucleotides. Lineage: Eukaryota; Viridiplantae; Streptophyta; Magnoliopsida; Malpighiales; Linaceae. The record is from the annotation of a GenBank genome assembly.